This is a messenger RNA of Podarcis lilfordi (Lilford's wall lizard), 885 nucleotides long. NCBI's taxonomy places the organism in Eukaryota, Metazoa, Chordata, Lepidosauria, Squamata, Lacertidae. The record is from the annotation of a GenBank genome assembly.
AUGCUUAGUAAUCCAUAUACUGUCGAUACGACUAUAAAAAUUAUUUGUGGCAGCACCAUCACUAUUUGCAGGCAGCAGCGGCAGGUAGAACAACAACAACAACCAAGGCGGAAAAUCAUCAUGUGCAGGCAGCGGUCGGCAGGCACAACAACAACAAAGGCAGAACCAUCACGAUUCGCAGGCAGGGGCAGCAGGCAGAACAACAUCCAAGGCAGAACCAUAACGCUUCGGAGGCAGUGGCGGCAGGCACAAAAUAAACAUCAACCAAGGCAGAACCAUCACGAUUCACAGGCAGGGGCGGCAGGCACAACAACAACAACAACAACCAAGGCAGAACAUCCCCUGCGCAGGAAGGGGCGGCAAGCAAAACAACAACAACAAAGGCGGAACCAUCACGAUUCGCAGGCAGGGGCAGCAGGCAGAACAAUAUCCAAGGCAGAAUCAUCACGAUUUGCAGGCAGGGGCGGCAGGCACAACAACAACAACAACCAAGGCGGAACAUCACCCUGCGCAGCCAGGGGCGGCAGGCACAACAACAACAACAACAACCAAGGUGGAACCAUAACGCUUCUCAGGCAGCAGUGGCAGGCAGAAUAACAAUAAAAACCAAGGCAGAACCAUCACGAUUCGCAGGCAGGGGUGCGCAGGCACAACAACAACCACGGCGGAACCAUCACGAUUCGCAGGCAGCGGCAGCAGGCAGAACAACAUCCAAGGCAGAAUCAUCACGAUUUGCAGGCAGGGGCGGCAGGCACAUCAACAACAACAACAACCAAGGCAGAACCAUCACGAUUCGCAGGAAGAGGCGGUAGGCACAACAACAACAACAACCAAGGUGGAACCAUAACGCUUCGCAGGCAGCAGCGGCAGGCAGAACAACAAUAA